GAUUAAAAGUCGAUCGUAACGUUUACGGAAUUUACCGACUAUAGGGUCAAAUGCAAGCGUGUCAGGUCAAUAUUGUUGGACAAUAGUUCACUUUUUUUAAAGUAGUACUUGUUUAGUGUUUUAAUACACAUUUACAAUUAAACAUAAUAUUAAAACUUCCUUGUCACAUUUAAGUAGUAAAUGUUAAACGAAAAGUGAAAUGAAUUUCAGUAUUUUUGUUGUAUUUUGUGUGGUUAUAGCAGUUAAAGCAUGGACAUGUUUAUUACCAGUCAGAAAAUUAUACAGUCGUGUCAACACUGAUGCUGUUCUUCAAUUCACUGCUGACCUUACAAAUCUGAAUUCACCAAGAAUGUUUGACGUCAAGUUUUUUGACGGUAGUAUUAAAGCUAGAAUAAUAUACUAUCAAGACAGGAGUCCCAGAACUGAAGUAUUACCAGGUUUCAAUAUAACUGGUGAUACAGAUGGUAAUGUAGUUGUUACACUCCCUAAUAUUCAACACAAUGAUACAGGCGUUUAUAUAUUUACAAGAGCAGGAAUUUCUUCAAAAUGCAACUGUUUAUAUAUGUUAGGUAUCCCCAGGAGGCCAAUACUGACAGGGAAUAAAACACCAUAUGUAGGAGAAAGUGCAACAUUAACAUGUAGUAGCACAUCAACUACUAUACCCAGCAACCACAGCCUCAGUUUGAAAUACUUUUGGAGAGUUAACAACAUAGAUAACCCAGCUGGUGCGAAAUACUCAUACACGCCUAGUAAGGAUAAACUAAUUGUAUCAAACAUUUUGAAGGGAGAUGCAAAUAAAAAGUUUACAUGUUUAGCUACAGAAGAUGUCACUGAUGGAUACACAUCAAACUGCAGUGAACUAUUUUCAUUUGACGUGCAUUAUGGUCCAGAUUUGGUCAGUGUUAACGUAACAUCACCAUAUGUUUUAACAGAAGGAGAAAUAAUGUCAAUAAAAUGUACAGCGGACUGUAAUCCUGGGUGUACCUAUACAUGGACAAAUGUUACAAGUGGCGAAGUAAUAAAUUCUACCGAUGAAACAUUAUAUAUUGAAUCAGUCGACAAGUAUAUGACAGGAGAUUACCAAUGCAAAGCUGAAAACACCGCUCCCUCGUAUUCCAUAUCUGCUGAUGUUAUUGUCAGUGUCAAUAUAAAAGAUUUACAUAAUAUUUGGUCGGAAGUCAGCCAAGAAGAAUGUAUUUGUGGUAGUAUAGUGGCGAUUGCUAUAGUCUGUGGAGUCCUCACUUUUAUUGUUACAACUUAUGCUGCAUCAAUUACAAUUUUAUGGAGACGAAAUGUCUCAAUCAAUAAGGAAAGAAGAACAACAGUUACUAAGACAGACAAAGACAGGGUGGUCGGCUCAACUCGACAACAAAACUAUGCCGAUGUGGCGUACACAACAAACGACCAGGACAUACAAGGACAAGUUUCGGGACGACUCAAGCAAGACACAAUAUGAAACUCUGGGUGACUUUUCUCGUGAAAAGAGAGACACAAUAAAGAAAGAUUAGGAUACAAACAAGAUGAAUGAUUCAUUCUCUCGUGCAUAAAUAGAGAUGUUUAAAUGACCCUUCUGAUUCUUUUGGAAUGAGACAGCUAUUUCUACUAUUGUUUUAAGAUGGGAACACACGGGAAAUUAAAUUCGUUUUCAGAAAUCUUAAGGCAUAAUUCGAUACCUCAUAUUUGUAAUCAUUAGCAUUUGAUAAUCAUUUGCUAAAACCAUCCACUGGUCAUGACCAUCCUUGACACAUUAUCUUAUAACUAUAGGCUAAAGCGUUUUUUAGUAAUUUGUAGAACAAUCUUAAAGCGGUAAAGACCAUAAGAUCUUCUGACCGUACCAUUAUUAUUUAGAAAUCUGUUGAGAUUAUGUUAUAUAAUUCAAUACUAAGUUUGUUAAAAUUCCUUCAGCAACUGAGAACAUUAUCAAGCAAACGUUUAGCUGACAUUUCUUUAUGCACAAUGUAUACAGAACUAUAAAAUCAGUAAUAAGUAAAGGUUGGUUUGGGUUGUCCGUGGACGAGUGGUUUAUAUCGUUGACUUCAAACCACCACUUGCCCCUCUCCGCUGUGGGUUCGAAUCCCGACGGGGACUUUGGAUUCUUUCAUGUGAGGAAGAUAUCCAGCUAGCUUACGGAACGUCGGUAGUUCUACUCAGGUUCCCGAUCAUGCCUGAAAAAAUGCAAGGAAGGGAACCUGAGGUCAUCCUCCACCAGUUAAGCUGAAACGUCGCCAAAUGACCUAUACUGUGUCGGUGUGACGUAAAACCCAAUCAAACAAACAAAAUAUUGGUUUACUUCAACCAAGUAUCUUUUUUAAAGAUGCUUCUUGUUAGCAGUUUAUAGCAACAUUUGUUUGCUUGAAGUUACAAGAAUCACAGGUGUGUUCAUAUUAUUUUUGUAGUAAAACAGUCUGUAUCGCAACAUAACCUUUUUAAUUUCAUAAGCUGUAUAGAUUGAUAUUUGUUACAUGUUGUUGAAUCAUUGUGGCCCGGUUAAAGUUACUUUUCUUUCUCAAAUAUGGCACUGGAUUUUGAUGUAUACAUGUAUAUCUCGUUUGAAUGAUCGUUUAUCUGAUUUAGUCCUAGAAUCUCAUUACAAUAUGUAUGUAAGACUAUAGGUGAAAUGUAUUAUUCUCAUUUUUUACAUCACUUUAAGAUACAGAGUGGUUUAUGUUUAUACUUUAAAUGGCCAUAUUAAAUAUAUGAUAAAACAUAUUUUCCUUGUUACAAUAUGACGAAUUUUUAGAUAUCACUCGAUACUCAGAUAAAAUAAAGUUUUUUUUAUCAAAAUAUAUAGGUUUACAUCAGUUCAUCAAUGUUUGGGUGAUCAACAAACAUUAUUGAACAUAGCAAUUUUGAAGAGAGUGACAACAGUAUUGGUUUUAAGUCAUUGAGCUUAGAAUAAACUACUCAACUACACAUCAUUUUGGUAUGAGUUCAAAUAAUGUUAUCUUACAUGAUAUCAAACUAUGUGUAAGACCUUCAUUAGGAGCUUUGGUUCAAAAUUGCAAACCAAAACAAAGUUUGCACCUAAGAAAUAAUGAAUAGUGCAGAUGUAGUAAAAGUAUCCUUGUAAACAUUCUUUUCUAUUCUUAGGCUAAAAAUGCAAGAGAAACUAAUUUGAUUUUAUAUGACUUUGUUUACGACUGUUUUCCUUUGUCCUUUACCUACCUAAAUGUCUUCGAAUCAAUUUGAUUGACGCAAAACUAGUACAAAAAAGAUUGUCGUGUUUGUGUGGGUGAAAUGAUAAUCUUUUGUUUUCUGUUUAGUAUUUUGUAUGGAAGUCAUAGUAACACAUUUUCUUUACAGUUUGCUACCUUAAUGAAAAAAUAUUUAACAUUCAGUCCUUUUUUCUUCAGGUGAUAAGUAUCUCAUCUAUAACCUUAAUCAGUUCUGACAACUUUAUAAAGCACACAAUAUCCCUUUCUAUGGAAUAAGAAAAUUAUUUAUUUCUGAGGCAUAAGGUACCUUUAAUUGCUCACUUGAAAAAUACUAUAUUACAAAUCUGGAAUCAAAGUGAUCACUCAGAAGCAUUAAUCACAACAAAAUUACAUGAAAAUUGCAGACUCGUUUUGAUUGAGUCCGUACAUGAGCGAUAAUGAAUAAAUCAAUAGCCCUCAAGCACCCUAGCAUCGGCUUGAGAGGUAUUCAAGAGCGGUAUCCAAUUCUCAACACUUAAUAGUGUUGGUAUCAAUGAUCCCGAAGGACCAGAAAAUAUAACAACACUGAAGUGAAGUACGGGGCAACUUUAUACAGCUGCCACACAACACUUGACACCUGUUAUUGUGAAGAAUAAAAAUCUGGAAAGUGAUCCCUCGGAAGCAUGCUGUUAAGAAGAAAUAUUUAAAAGUUAAACCUGGGGAUCCAACGUACUUAAUUAACUUUAUUCUGUGUUAAAUAUGGCAGUAAUUGGUUGAUUACCUUCACAAUAUUGCACUG
Ruditapes philippinarum (Manila clam) is the source of this 3933-nucleotide messenger RNA. RefSeq names its product cell adhesion molecule 3-like. The record is from RefSeq and is a predicted model, not a curated record. The coding region runs from base 200 to 1456 and encodes 418 amino acids. The transcript has 7 exons. Lineage: Eukaryota; Metazoa; Mollusca; Bivalvia; Venerida; Veneridae.